AUGCAGGCUAAGCACUUUGGUUCCCAGAACCCAAGUUGUAAGAUCAUGACCUUCCACCCAACCAUGGAAGAAUAUGCGGAUUUCAACAAAUACAUUGCUUACAUAGAAUCGCAAGGGGCGCACCGAGCAGGCUUGGCUAAGAUAGUUCCACCCAAAGAAUGGAAAGCCAGACAGACCUACGAGGAUAUCGAUGACAUCCUAAUAGCCGCUCCGCUCCAGCAGGUGGUCUCUGGGCGGGCAGGCGUGUUUACUCAAUACCACAAAAAGAAGAAAGCCAUGACCGUGGCAGAGUACCGCCGCUUAGCAAACACUGCAAAAUACCAGACUCCAUUCUACUCCGAUUUUGAGGAAUUGGAGCGAAAAUAUUGGAAAACCCGCCUCUAUGAGUCCCCAAUAUAUGGCGCGGACGUCAGUGGCUCUUUAUUUGAUGAAAACACGAAGCAGUGGAACCUGGGACACCUGGGGACCAUCCAGGACCUGCUGGAGCAGGAGUGCGGGGUGGUCAUCGAGGGCGUCAACACCCCCUACCUGUACUUCGGCAUGUGGAAGACCGCCUUCGCCUGGCACACGGAGGACAUGGACCUUUACAGCAUCAACUUCCUGCACUUCGGGGAGCCCAAGACGUGGUACGCGGUGCCGCCCGAGCACGGCCGGCGCCUGGAACGCCUGGCCGGCGCGCUCUUCCCGGGCAGCUCGCGGGACUGCGAGGCCUUCCUGCGCCACAAGGCGGCGCUCAUCUCGCCCACGGUGCUCCGGGACAACGGCAUCCCCUUCGGUCGGGUCACGCAGGAGGCGGGCGAGUUCAUGGUGACCUUCCCCUACGGCUACCACUCGGGCUUCAACCACGGCUUCAACUGCGCCGAGGCCAUCAAUUUCGCCACCGCGCGCUGGAUCGAUUACGGCAAAGCGGCCUCGCAGUGCAGCUGCGGCGAGGCGCAGGUGGCCUUCUCCAUGGACGCCUUCGUGCGCAUCCUGCAGCCCGAGCGCUAUGAGCUGUGGAAGCGCGGGCAGGACCGGGCGGUGGUGAACCACGCCGAGCCCGCGGCGCCGGGCGGCCGGGAGCUGAGCGCCUGGACGGAGGUGCACUCGCCCUGGGGAACCCGGCUCGCCUCCAACUCCCAGGAGCCGCGCCAGACCCCGCCGCGGACCCCAGGUUCAUCUGCUCCAGAUCACUACCCAACUGGCCGAUGUGUUUCUCGUCGUCGUCCUCGGAAAAGGGGUACUCUAGAGCUGACUGUCCGACCUGGGCGAAGAGGAGCCUCUCCAAAGACUCAGAUCUGA
Messenger RNA from Capra hircus (goat), 1281 nucleotides. Its product is annotated as lysine-specific demethylase 4D. NCBI's taxonomy places the organism in Eukaryota, Metazoa, Chordata, Mammalia, Artiodactyla, Bovidae. Gene Ontology annotation, biological process: chromatin remodeling. Gene Ontology annotation, cellular component: nucleus. Gene Ontology annotation, molecular function: histone H3K9 demethylase activity. The transcript has a single exon. The record is from RefSeq and is a predicted model, not a curated record. The coding region runs from base 1 to 1281 and encodes 426 amino acids.